GGUUUAAAGGAGGAAACCCCCGAGAGCGAGAGCGCGGAGGAAAUCUGGCCGCCGACGCGUGCGCGCUCCCGUGAAAGAAAAGCACAAGAAAUAAAGAAACUUUUACUGUCAUUGUUGAUUUGACUAUUACACCGAUCCAAGUCCAAACCAAAAAAAAAAAAGCUGCCGAAACUUAGAAGCUGAUUCUGUCACAGUAUAAGAUGCCCUUGGAAAAUUCUACAUUCCUCUUAGAUGAAUCUUUAGAACUUGAUCAAGAUAUAGAACAUUUUCAUCAAUCUAGGAGCCUCCUUCAUGCCCCCUGACAGUCAUCACGCACUCCCACAGAAUUUUGAAACUGAUGGUCAGCCAUAUAGAAGAAUACAUUGAACCUCUAGUUUUCUGAAGAAUCAGUUCAAAAGAUCCAAAAAAUACAAAAGGAGAAGUACAAAUGUCUACCACAAGACGAAAACGUAAUAUGUUAUGUUGUUUACCGUAAGCUGUAGUAAAAUGAGCUCGAUUAUUGACAGAGAUGAUGGUAGUAUUUUUGAUGGGUUGGUGGAAGAAGAUGACAAGGACAAAGCAAAAAGAGUAUCUAGAAACAAAUCUGAAAAGAAACGUAGAGAUCAAUUUAAUGUUCUCAUUAAAGAAUUGGGAUCCAUGCUUCCUGGUAAUGCUAGAAAGAUGGACAAAUCUACCGUUCUACAGAAGAGCAUUGAUUUUUUACGAAAACAUAAAGAAAUCACUGCACAGUCAGAUGCUAGUGAGAUUCGACAGGACUGGAAACCUACAUUCCUUAGUAAUGAAGAGUUUACACAAUUAAUGUUAGAGGCUCUUGAUGGUUUUUUUUUAGCAAUCAUGACAGAUGGAAGCAUAAUAUAUGUGUCUGAGAGUGUAACUUCAUUACUUGAACAUUUACCAUCUGAUCUUGUGGAUCAAAGUAUAUUUAAUUUUAUCCCAGAGGGGGAACAUUCAGAGGUCUAUAAAAUACUCUCUACCCAUCUGCUGGAAAGUGACUCAUUAACUCCUGAAUAUUUAAAAUCAAAAAAUCAGUUAGAAUUCUGUUGUCAUAUGCUUCGAGGAACAAUAGACCCAAAGGAGCCAUCUACCUAUGAAUAUGUGAAAUUUAUAGGAAAUUUCAAAUCUUUAAACAGUGUAUCCACUUCAGCACACAAUGGUUUUGAAGGAACUAUACAACGCACACACAGGCCUUCUUAUGAAGACAGAGUUUGUUUUGUAGCUACUGUCAGAUUAGCUACACCUCAGUUCAUCAAGGAAAUGUGCACUGUUGAAGAACCCAACGAAGAGUUUACAUCUAGACAUAGUUUAGAAUGGAAGUUUUUAUUUCUAGAUCACAGGGCACCACCCAUAAUAGGAUAUUUGCCAUUUGAAGUUCUGGGAACAUCAGGCUAUGAUUAUUAUCAUGUGGAUGACCUAGAAAAUUUGGCAAAAUGUCAUGAACACUUGAUGCAGUAUGGGAAAGGCAAAUCAUGUUAUUACAGGUUCCUGACCAAAGGACAGCAGUGGAUUUGGCUUCAAACUCAUUAUUAUAUCACUUAUCAUCAGUGGAAUUCAAGGCCAGAGUUUAUUGUUUGUACUCACACUGUAGUAAGUUAUGCAGAAGUUAGGGCUGAAAGACGACGAGAACUUGGCAUUGAAGAAUCUCUUCCUGAGACAGCUGCUGACAAAAGCCAAGAUUCUGGGUCUGAUAACCGUAUAAACACAGUCAGUCUCAAGGAAGCACUGGAAAGGUUUGAUCACAGCCCAACCCCUUCUGCUUCCUCCCGUAGUUCAAGAAAAUCAUCUCACACCGCAGUCUCAGACCCAUCCUCAACACCAACAAAGAUCCCAACGGAUACUAGCACUCCUCCCAGACAGCAUUUACCAGCUCAUGAAAAGAUGGCACAAAGGAGGUCAUCAUUUAGUAGUCAGUCGAUAAAUUCCCAGUCUAUUGGUCAAUCAUUAACACAGCCAGUGAUGCCUCAAGCCACAAAUUUACCAGUUCCACAAGGCAUGUCCCAGUUUCAGUUUUCAGCACAGUUAGGAGCCAUGCAGCAUCUGAAAGACCAGCUGGAGCAGCGGACACGAAUGAUAGAGGCAAAUAUUCAUCGGCAACAAGAAGAACUAAGAAAAAUUCAAGAACAACUUCAAAUGGUCCAUGGUCAAGGGCUGCAGAUGUUUUUACAGCAGUCAACCCCUGGGUUGAAUUUUGGUUCUGUUCAACUUUCUUCUGGAAAUUCAUCUAACAUCCAACAACUCGCACCUAUAAAUAUGCAAGGCCAGGUUGUUCAAACUAACCAAAUUCAAAGUGGAAUGAAUACUGGACACAUUGGCACAACUCAACACAUGAUACAACAGCAGACUUUACAAAGUACAUCAAGUCAGCAGAGUCAACAAAAUGUACUGAGUGGGCACAGCCAACAGACAUCUCUUUCGAGUCAGACCCAGAGCACUCUUACAGCCCCACUGUAUAACACUAUGGUGAUUUCUCAGCCGGCAGCCGGAAGCAUGGUGCAGAUUCCAUCUAGUAUGCCACAAAACAGUACCCAGAGUGCUGCAGUAACUACAUUCACUCAGGACAGACAGAUAAGAUUUUCUCAAGGUCAGCAACUUGUGACCAAAUUAGUAACUGCUCCUGUAGCUUGUGGGGCGGUCAUGGUACCUAGCACUAUGCUCAUGGGUCAGGUGGUGACUGCCUACCCUACUUUUGCUACCCAGCAGCAGCAGUCACAGACAUUGUCAGUUACGCAGCAGCAGCAGCAGCAGCAGCAGCAGAGCUCCCAGGAACAGCAGCUUACAUCAGUUCAGCAACCAUCUCAGGCUCAGCUGACCCAACCACCACAGCAAUUUUUACAGACUUCUAGGUUGCUCCAUGGGAACCCUUCAACUCAGCUUAUCCUCUCUGCUGCAUUUCCACUACAACAGAGCACUUUCCCUCAAUCACAUCACCAGCAACACCAGUCUCAGCAGCAGCAGCAGCAGCAGCAACUGAGUCGGCACAGGACUGACACUCUGACCGAUCCUUCCAAGGUUCAGCCGCAGUAGCACAUGUCUCCUCUCUGACCUCAAGGGAGGAAGGGGUUUUCCCAUAAAGAGUUGCUCAGAUGAUCUGAGGAUUAGGAGGAAAAGUUCUAGCAGUUUCGUGAGAUGCAGUAUUGAGUAUUCUAAUUCCUUGAAUUAGUUAGCAGGGAAAAUGCUGCCUAGUGCUACAGAUGUACAUUAAAUACCAGCCAGCAAGAAAUGAUCAUAUGGCCAUAGCCAAUUCUGACAGUGUUUUAAUUUCCCAGAUAUUUUUUGAUGGAAAAAGAGUAUAUUGCCAAAUGUUAAGAAGCUCAGCUAUGAAAUAUAACCUCCAGUGAAUCAGAAAGGCACUAACAAUGUUAGUAACUUUCAGUGGUUCUGUGCCUGUUUCAAGUGUUACAGAGGACACACCACUGCCACGUCAGGGGUUUGCUUACAAUGAUGCCAUGAAGACAGUCCAGUAGACCCAGUAGGCCCUCUUCCUCAACCCCUCUCCCUUUCAGAUAAUGAUGGAAUUGCAAUUUCAGAAUGUUGUAUGGUUUCAAACUCUCUAUGUACAGAUGCUGUAAAAAUAUUAUGUAUAUGUCUGGAUAAAAGGAAAGAAAGCAAAACAUUUUGUAUGCUGCAUGAAAGCAUUAUCUCCUCCUUAAAGGUAUGAGUACAUUUCCAUAGAUUCUGAUGCCAUGUGCAAACUAAUACAUCCUUUGUUUUCCCUUUUGUUUACAACACAAUAGUGUUCUCACUUUCCGGGGCACAAGUCUUUCGUUCAUACUUGGCUGUGAUGUCACAGUUUGUUCAGUGAGGUAUGAUGUGCUGCUGGGAAUGGAUUUUGUUUUUUCAGGUUAAAUGAUUGAAAUAACAGGAUUUUCAAGUUACUCAGAAGUAUCCUUCAUUUCACUAUUUUUCAAUAAUGUUUGAAAAUAGGAUUUGCACUGCUUUAUUUUAGAAGGUUGGGAGUUUUGAUCACAUGUUUUGAUAUAGUUCAUAGUUGGAAAUAGUUGUGUAAAUGGUUUUCAACAAGCCUGAAAGUAAUUCAUGAAUGUUUCAGUUACAGGAGUGAAAUUUGCACACAAAACGUUUUAGGCACUUUUUAACAUUCUCACUGGUGGGAAUUUUAACUUUUAGGAUUUGUUGGAAUCUUUUUAUUAUCCUUCACAAUUUCAAUGCUUCUUUUAGUCAGAAAUGAUUCAGGGUUAUUUGAGGGGGAAAAAAAACCCAUAGUGCCUUGAUUUUGAUUCAGGUGAUAACUCACCAUCUUGAACUCAUUGUCUGGUUUCAGUAGCAGUUUUGAAACCUUAGUCCAUUUCUAAUAGCAUGUGGGUAUCAGUGCCAUUAUUCCCCUAAGUUCCCUUGAAGACUGCUUUGAGUCUCUUGGGCUGGAGGUACAAAUUAUUUAGAAAUAAAAGGUGACAUCCUAACACUAUCAGAAUCAUUAAUAUGAUUGCAAAUUGUUUUUCUAAGCACCUUCCUUUAAAGCUAGAUAGUCACUGAAGAAUUACCAGUAAAUAUUUGCUCAGUGUGAUUCCUACAAAGAAAAAGGGUAGGAAUUUGCUUUGCCUUUACUACAACAAUAGAAUAUUGUAACACAUGCUUUCUAAACAUGAACUAAGAUUUCAUUUGGCAAUAUCAUAUUCCAAAGAUAAUAAAUUACAACAAAUUAUAUUCAUAGAGAAGCAUUUUAUAUAUUCUAUGGUACUAAUAAUUAAAUUUACAAUUAUAGAGCAAAGGAAAAUAUCUUAUUAAAAUAUAAAAAAUUAUUACUGUGGAAAGGGAAAACAGCAAACUGUAAUAAGUCAAAAUUGACCUGAAAAGAAAAUGUAUAACAGAAUUGAGGUUGUUAACAGAAAAGGUUUUGAGCAAUGAAAAUGACCUAAUGCAGAAUUGCUAGAUAAAGGAGUCAGAGGAACUCUAAGUCAGUUCUUAAGACUUUUCUGCCCUCAGCUUUGCUAUCAUCAUUAAGGGAUAUAUUAUCUUUCUAUAGAAAACUAUACCUGGCCACACUUAAAAUAGAAAUGUUGAAAAAGAAAACAACCAAAGAAAGUUGGUACCUACCCUUCUAUAAAAGAAGUGUCACUAGAUACCAAUCCGUAAUUAACAUAUCAAGGAGCUCCUUCCUCUUCUGGCUAAAUGAUCAGAAGAGAUUUCUGACUUUCUCAUGAAUGUCAAGGAUAGCUGUCAGAAUGUGUGUGUACUUGAGCACACACACACAUAGACGAAAAUUGAUGUUGUAAAAUAUGGCAACAGUAUUAAUUUUCUCCCCUUUCAAAUUGCCUGUGUUGACUUUAUUAUGCCAUUCCAUACAUAUCUGAGUUGUGCCUCAUUCAUUCAUUGGUGAUAUCUAGUGAUACGGAUUUAGCUAAUAAAAGAUAUGAAAAUUAUAUUAAGGUUUGUCCUCCAAGUACCAUACUUAAAAGAAAGAUAGAUGGUAGACCAUGAGUACUGUGUACUUAAGAUUAACAAAAGCAAAGCCUAAGACAAGUUAGGCAAAAUUUUGCAUUUAUAAUUCCUGUUGUUCCUCACAGCUCACUUUUUCCUGCUUAGAAUUGAUUGCUAAAUUUAAAGGAGCAGCUAGCUGCUUUUCCUCUGCUGUCAGUAGGCAUUGUUGUGUUGGAAGAGCUAGUAAGCAGCAUCUGCCUCUUAGCUCCUUUAACUGUUUUCCUCCUGCUUCUCUUGAACUUGGGCUGCAAAGCUGUCCCUGCUCCAUGAAUGGAGACUUGAGCAUUCUGAUGAAGAUUCAGCAGUUUGCCUGUUCUCCAUUCAUUUCUGUAGCCAAAGUUGUAAAUUAAAUCCUAAAUCUGUCAUGAAAAAAACACCAAAUAGGAACACCUUUUAACUACUUAAAAGUCAUCUUUCUUCUGCUUUACUCUCAUAGUCAGUCAUUUUUUUGUUAAAAAAACAUUUUAUUCUGGGUGGCACUUUUUAGGUAGAAACUGUUGAAGAUCAGGCAAAAUGCUAGCUGUUCUGCAGUUAUCUUGCUUUGGACUGCUGUGGCACUGCACCAGUCAGUAUUGUUUACUACAUGUGAAGGCUACCAGGACUAAUUAUUACUGCCAGGAGUGUGUGAAACCUGAGCCUGGACACUCAAAAGUACUCUAUUUUUUGAGUGAAAACUAUGGGCAGAAAAGCAGAUACAGCAGAUGGGGGUAGCAUUCAGUAAAUACUACAGUUCAUUCUCCACACCCUGUCUUGAGGGGGUAAUUUGAGUCCUGUGCUCUGCUUUGUCACUUAGAUCUGGUUUAGGAAUGUACUAGUAAUAAAAGGAUGCCAGUGACUUUGAAUGGUUCUAGUACUGAGUGCAGAAUAGUGAAAUGGUCAUUUGGAUUCUUCAGAAGUGCUGUGGUUGCUGGUCAUGGCCUUAAAGCGGUCUGCUUGCAGUUAGCUACGGGGCAGUGAGGCAGUGCAGCUCUGUAAGGGGCAUUGUGCGUUGAAGGGAGAUGAACGAUUGUUCAAGAAGCCUUAGGUAGGGGUCCUACAGACAGGUGAAAGUUAUUUUUAACUGGAUAUUACUCAACUGUUUUAAAAUGUUUCCACUACAUUAAGGUAAACUUUUUUUAAAAGUAGAAUGCAAAUAGCAUUUUACUCUAGUAUUAUUUUUUCUUUUUCUGUGUUUCUUUGGUGAUUGAAAGUUUGUUAAUGAACAUUUGUGUUAAACUCAUUCAAGUCUGUAACCUUUCCAAUAUCUGUGACCCUGUUCAUAGCCCCUGGGAGUCAAUGUUGGAAGGUGUAAACACUGGAUAUUACUAUUGCUGAGUGAGUCUAGCCAGGAGUAAACCGAUUGGAAAAGAAAUAGCACAACGGCACUUGCCAUUUUAGUAGUGAUUGAGAAAGAACCUUUUAAGUUUGUUUGGGUUGGGUGAGCAUUCUUCUAAAAGGAGCUUCUGAAGUAAUUGCAAAGGAAAAGAGUCGACUAUUUUUAUAGCAUAUUUAAUAUAUUUGUAUAUAACUAUGAAUAUAGUAGGAACCACCCUUCACAUGCCUCCCACUUUUCUAAUUUCCUCCCCCUUUGCCAUAGCACUAGUAUAGCCUCGUCCGCAUGGGUAAUGUGCCUCUUGUCAGCCUACCAAAAGAUAGUGCUGCUGCUUUCUGAGACAGGUGAGACUCUCAUGCCUGGGGAUCCUUUAUGUAGGAGUAGCACACACUUAAAACAACAUACCACAGUCUAAAAGCAUCAUUUUGAAAUAUAACAAGCACUUUAUUGCAAUUAUUCAUUUUGAUAAAGUUUAUCUUAGGCAUUACCAUUUGUAAAGGAUCCCCAAAUCAUCACUUAGGUGAAAUUUUAAAAUGACAUUUCUGAGAAAUGUUUAGAUCCAGUGAACCGUAGUAGGUUUAUGGGAGUGAUUUCAAGGUAGCCAAAUGAACUUUGACUUUGUUUUGAAUGUGGUGGAGUUGAGAUUGUUGAUGCUAGUUCCAUUUAGACACUAUUGUAAACCUAUCUUGCCUAUUGUGUGGACACCAAAAGAGCCUGUUUAUUUUCAGAAGUCUAGGAAAAUUGAGUCAGUGUGAAUAGAUGUAUAGAACUAACCUAAAAGUGAUUGUUAGUAAUAUUUUAGAAUACAGUCAUUUCAAGAAUUAUCCUGGGUGUUUUCAAUGUGGUCUGAAAUGUUAGCAUGUCAUUUCAGCGUUCCCAUUUGAAUUGCUCUUGUAUAUUUUUGCACAAAAAGGACUGAGAUAAGGACUACUUUGGUUGAAGAAAAGGAAAAAAAGUGUAAUCUGGUCUUAUUUUAAUGACUUCUGUGGAAACACUGGGGGUGAAUUUUGUUGGUAUAGUUAUAAUUCAGGAUAUUUAAAACAGUAUUGAACAGCUCACAAAUUAAACAAAUGUGGAUAUUUAAAGAUUAAAACACUUUCUUUCCAUGUGACUGUUUUGCAUAUUUCCCCCGUGUCAUAAUUUAACACUACAUUCCUUGUUUUUCUUAAAUAAAAUACUUUGCAGGUUAUUUUGAGUAUUUAACAUAUUUUGUAAGCUGCCUGGGUUUUCCUAAGGAAAUGUCCUUUACUGAAAUAGGAUAUAGUUUAUGAAGAGAUUAAGUGAAAUUCCAUCACCACCACCAGCAAACACAGGUGCUGCGUUAAGUGACAAUCAGAAUAGCGAGUAUUUAUGGAAGAGUUUAGAAAGUGGUUUUAAAGAAAUUGCUUUGUAAGCAGUUCUCUGGGUUUCUUGAAUAAAAAUGGCUAAAUGUAUUUAUUUAUA
Molecule: messenger RNA, 8188 nt
Organism: Miniopterus natalensis
Lineage: Eukaryota; Metazoa; Chordata; Mammalia; Chiroptera; Miniopteridae
Gene: CLOCK
Product: clock circadian regulator
Biological process (GO): regulation of transcription by RNA polymerase II; circadian regulation of gene expression
Cellular component (GO): cytoplasm; nucleus; CLOCK-BMAL transcription complex
Molecular function (GO): protein dimerization activity; DNA-binding transcription factor activity, RNA polymerase II-specific; E-box binding
Source: RefSeq, a predicted model, not a curated record